Aspergillus campestris IBT 28561 is the source of this 887-nucleotide messenger RNA. Its product is annotated as 2-oxo-4-hydroxy-4-carboxy-5-ureidoimidazoline decarboxylase. The record is from RefSeq and is a predicted model, not a curated record. Lineage: Eukaryota; Fungi; Ascomycota; Eurotiomycetes; Eurotiales; Aspergillaceae. Bases 121 to 669 code for a protein of 182 amino acids. The transcript is spliced from 3 exons.
CCGAUGCGGGGCCAGUGGGAAAGUAUAAUACACAUUGAUCGCCCAGCAGCAUCAACGUUAACACUCCAAUCACUCGACUCGCUCCCAUUCUCACCAUAUCAUAUCAUACAUAUCAACACAAUGACAUCCACACUCCCCCCACCAUCAUCCAUCCCCUCCCUCCCCCAAGACCAACAGCUCCGCGUCCUCGACACGCUCUUCGAGCCCUCCCCAGAACUACACACGCUCAUGACCCCGGUGCUAUCCAACCAGUCCUUCGCUUCAUAUGACCGUCUGAUCGACGCCGUGGGAGGCCGCAUGUCGGCUCUCUCCGCCGAGAACUCGCCUACCGACCGGACCGUCCUCUUCGGUAUCCUGGGAUCGCAUCCCCGGUUGGGGAGGCCGAAGGUCGCGCAGGAGCAGCUGAGCGAGCUGAGCCAGAAGGAGCAGGCGCAGUUGAAUGUUGGGGCGGAGGAGUUGGCGGAGAAGUUGAGGGCGAUGAAUGAGGAGUAUGAGUCGAGGUUUCCGGGGUUGAGGUUUGUAACGUUCGUCAACGGUCGCAGUCGCGAGGUGAUCAUGGAGGAAAUGCGCCAGCGGAUUGACCGUGGGGAUGCCGAUCGCGAGGUCACAGAGACUAUCCAGGCGAUGUGCGACAUUGCGAAAGACCGAGCGCGCAAGCUGCAGUCUUGAUGCUCUUCUACAGUCUUGGAUAUAGAGUGGUCGCUAUCUGGUUCGAGUUCAUUCAGCUUCUAUGAUACUAUAUUAGUGGCAUCUUAUAAUCUAUCUGCUGGAUUGUUCUAGUCCCUUGCGCUUGGCCCGCCACCAUUACCUGUUUGGACGCGGAGACUGGCAUAAUAAACCCUUUGUCUAUAAAUGCGAAAGAUGUAUUAAUAAAGAAGAAAGAAAGG